AUCCAAAAAGAAAAUAUCCAAUCUGGUUGACAGUGACUCGGACGAAGAGAAUUCUGUUAACAGUGGCAAUGACAGCGAAAUGGAUUUAGAUGCAUCGGCUAGAGCAUGUAAUUUUGAAGAAAAUAAUAACGAAGAGGAUGGGUCACUAAAACGAAAGGAUAAAAAUAAAAAACCUGUUCGGGCAUCUGCAAAGAAGGCUAUGGAUGAAAUGCAAGCCAUUCAAAGUGAACAACAAAGAUUGCAUCGAGAAGCCAGUAUAAGCAUACCCUAUCAUAAACCUAAGAAACAUACACUACAAGAUUUUCUCAAUCGAAGAACAAUCAUUAAACCCGAGGCCCAAAACAGCAGUCCAAUUGUUGAAGCGGUGCGAUCUAAAAAUUUGAAAAUGACCCAAGAAGAAUUAGAGGAAUAUGCUAAGCUAAUGGAAGAAAGAGCUAAGGAAGCAACCGAGUUCUUUAAAUCUGAAUCCGAAGAAGAGGAGGAAGAAGAAGUAUUCAAAGACAAUGACGGCGUUAUUGACAAGCCAAUGGAUCAGCAAAAUCUCGAGAAUAACGAUCCUAAACCUGCAACAGAAUUAACUGAAAACAAUUCUGAACCUCUUCAAUUGACUGAAGAAGAAAUGGCUGAAAUUUUAGCUGCAGAAGAACAGCAAGAAACUACUGAGGACAAUCAGAAUACUGAUGCAGCAUCAACCUCUAAAGUUCUUAUAACCGAAGUUAUUGAAUUGCCAAAACUGGAUAUGAAUACAGUAAAAAUAAGUCCGGUUAAGAAACCUCCGCCCCCAGCAGCUCCACAACAGACACCUAGAAACUCGUUGAAUAUUAAACAAAUACUGGCCACUAAAAAUCUUAAAGGUAGACCAUCUCUAAGUGGCGAUCCAAAUAAGUUAAUCGAUUUGGAGACGGGCGAUUUGGUGGAACGCAAACCAACAGGUGUGGAAAAUCUAAUGCAGCGUUUAAUGUGUAAUACCAAAGGGCGAAAAUCAAAAACCAAUGAAGUCUGUAAUAUCCUGUCAACGGAAAAUGGAAAAGUAGAAAUUACUAAAAUCAAUGUUAGUCUUACGGACGAGAAGGAUCCCACAACAAAGGAACCAAAACCACGAGCGGCAUAUUUCGAAUUGAAAAAGAAUCUCAAGGAAAUCAUAAAAAAGAAGAGACUUGAAGAAUUAAAUAAAAAACAGGAAGAUGAAGCGGAACACAGCAAGUGUCUCGAAGAAGAUGAUGAUAUGUAUCAAGAGGAGGAAUAUGAACCAGAAUCAAAACCACAUAAAAAAGGCAGUGAAAUGGAGAUUGAUGAUGAAGAAAAUCCUGUGGAAGGUGCAGAUGAGGAAGAGGAGGAUGAUGAAGAAGAAGAAGGAAAUGAGGAUGGGGAUGAGGAGGAUGAGGAUGAAGAUGAAACUGAUACAAAAUUAAAAGCAAAUAAAGAAAUUGUGAUUGAUGACGAAGAAAAUCCUGUCGAUGUUGCGGACGAAGAAGAUGCUGAUGACGACGACGAGGAAGAAGAAGAGGAGGAGGACGACGACGAGGAUAGUGAUGCUGACGAAUUAACUGAGACCAACCCGAGCAACAAAACAAAACGGAAUCGUAUUAUCAAAACGUUUGAUGAUUCCGACGAAGACAAAGAUGAUAUAGAUUUUCUCAAAACUCAACCUCCACAAACCCAACUAAACAUAUUUGAUACUCAAACUUCCUCAAAACCAGAUGAGGAAAGCGAAUUAAUGGGGUUGUGUUCGGGAACAUUUGACAUUACACAAAAACCACCCUCACCUAAUGCCUUGAUGUCACAAAUACCACUUACACAAAAUCAAGGUAAACCAUUGGAUGAUGACGAGUUGAUGGAAUUGUGUUCAGGAACAUUUGAAGAGCCAGUGGGCGCAACCCAACAAACCCAGUCAAUGAAUCCAAAUACUAGCGAACAAACUAUGCAAAUAAAGUGCAAUAAGAUUGUAUCAAGCGACGACGAAGAAGAAGAGGAGGGAACGACAAAAUCAGCACCCAGAACUAAGAAAUUAACAAAGAAAUUGAAAAAGAAAGCAGCUAAACUUGGUUUCUCUGAUGAUGAGGAGGAGGAAGUAGAGGUAAAUCCAAACCAAGACGACGAAAACGAAGAGGAGGAGGAUGAUGAAGUAGUAGAACUUGCAGAUGAUGAACCCGCUACAUUUGUUGACUAUGAUUCUGAAGAAAAUGAAAUUGUUGUACAAAUGACAAAGAAAGAUUGCCUCAAGAAAGCAGCAAACUUCCUGGAAAAAGAAGCGGAACUCUCUGAAUCUGAGUGGGGUAGUGCAGAUGAAGAUGAAAAGAAUCUAGAUAAAUACGACAUUGAAUUGGGGGAUGAAGAUGAAUUCGAUAAAGAAAAAUUACGUUCGGAGUUGGAGCAAAUACAUGCGCGAAAAAUGUUGGAUGAUGAUUUGCGUGAAGUUAGAAAAAUUCAAGAUAUGCUCUUCGAGGAUGAGGAAAAAGAUGGUGUUGGACGCCAAAGACAAUUCAAAUGGAAAAAUGCCGAAAGUGGUUUCAGUUUGGAUGACGGUCCAAAGGAUGAAAACGGCGAUCCCAACAAUGGUGGCGAUAGUGGUGAUGAACUAAAUGAACAUCAGUGGCGUAAAAUACGCUACGAGCGUGAACAGUUCCUAAAGGAGAAAGGUCUUAAACCUGAUUCUCAAGAUUUAUCUACCACCAUUACAAAUACAACGUUAAAUGCUACAAAUAACACAACACUAGCGAAUACAACAAUGGCGGCAUCGCUGACAACGAAAAAAAUACAAAUUAUUACCGCCAAGAAGACUUCGGUUAAGAGCGCUGAUUCAAAAACAGCUACACCUUUCUUGAUCUCAAAAGGCAUAGCUACCAUGAAUAAGAAAACUGUGCGUGGUUCAUUUUUAGUACGCGACAAAGAAACUCUAAAUAAAUUAGCUGGCCUUACAAAGGGAAGUGCUGCCGCUAUGGCAAAUGCUACAGAUAUGGAUGCAGCUGGUACUGUCUCCAUAAAAAGUGUAAAACCGAAAAAUUUCGUCUUUGCAACUCUAACAGAAGAGGAACAUGAAAAUAUGAAACGCAAAGCCGAUGAUUUAUUAAAUAGCAGCACUGAAAAUGGUACGAAUUUCAUGAAGAAACCGAAAAUUGAACCACGUCGGGAUAAAUGUUUUAUUGAUCAGUUGUUGUAA
Musca vetustissima is the source of this 3160-nucleotide messenger RNA. Its product is annotated as claspin. Gene Ontology annotation, molecular function: anaphase-promoting complex binding. Lineage: Eukaryota; Metazoa; Arthropoda; Insecta; Diptera; Muscidae. The transcript has 7 exons. Gene Ontology annotation, biological process: mitotic G2 DNA damage checkpoint signaling; activation of protein kinase activity; mitotic DNA replication checkpoint signaling. The record is from RefSeq and is a predicted model, not a curated record. Bases 80 to 3160 code for a protein of 1026 amino acids.